Messenger RNA from Mus caroli (Ryukyu mouse), 446 nucleotides. Its product is annotated as protein S100-A9-like. Gene Ontology annotation, biological process: endothelial cell migration; response to lipopolysaccharide; antimicrobial humoral immune response mediated by antimicrobial peptide. Lineage: Eukaryota; Metazoa; Chordata; Mammalia; Rodentia; Muridae. Gene Ontology annotation, molecular function: calcium ion binding; calcium-dependent protein binding. The record is from RefSeq and is a predicted model, not a curated record. Gene Ontology annotation, cellular component: cytoplasm; nucleus; extracellular exosome.
AGUGAAAAAAUAAACUGCCUUAAAAGUCACAGAUGGAAAAAGCCAUGGGAAACAUAACCAAAAUCUUCCACCAGCAUUCUGCAAAGGAGGGAGACCCAGACACCCUAAGCCAGAAAGAAUUCAAAGACAUGGUGAAUGAUGAUAUGCCAAAUUCCUACAAGAAAGAGAAAAAGGAUCAGAAAGCAAUGAAAUACAUGAUGGAGGACUUUGACACAAAUGAAGAUGAUAUCUUGAGUUUUGAUGAAUUUGUAGAGCUGGUGAAAAAGGUCUUAAUUAAAGGACAUGAGGCAUCCCAUGAGCAAGCAUCCGCACAUGGCCAUGGACACAGUCCCAGGCAUGGGGCAGGCAUCAGAAAGGAUGACAAUGGCCAUUGCCACAGCAACUAAUCAGAAGACCAAACCACUUUGUGCUUGCCCAACCAACGAUGCAAGGAAGAUAGUGUCUUU